Gymnodraco acuticeps is the source of this 1661-nucleotide messenger RNA. RefSeq names its product sialic acid-binding Ig-like lectin 6. The coding region runs from base 70 to 1347 and encodes 425 amino acids. The record is from RefSeq and is a predicted model, not a curated record. The transcript is spliced from 7 exons. NCBI's taxonomy places the organism in Eukaryota, Metazoa, Chordata, Actinopteri, Perciformes, Bathydraconidae.
CUAUGUUUGCUGCACUUUCAGUGUCAAGUUUGUCCUGUGAAGACUGACUGUCUCAAGUAUCAAAUCAGGAUGUUUGUUCUAAUCUGUGCAACGCUGCUUUUCUCUGUGAGGGGCAUCCAUGCAGAAACAGGUGCAUCGGUUUGGGGAAGACCAUACUGUCAAGGAUAUUUCUGUAUCACUCUUGGUGAAGCAGAUAUAACAGCAGAGGCUGGACUCUGUGUUGUGAUACCGUGUUCUUUCUCUACUGCUGCAGCCUUUAAAACCCAACAUAUAGUUUGGUACAAAUGUAAACUGUCCAAUCGAAAAUGUGGCGAUCCUGACAUGAUAUUCCACACCAACAAGCACAACACCAAGGUUCAGUCUGUGUUCAAAGGACGGCUUUCACUGUUGCAGCCGGUGCUGAGUCAGGGGAACUGCAGCAUCAUCAUCAACGACCUCACCGAGUCAGACUCUGGAGCAUAUCAGCUCAGAGUUAAUGGUUUACUGUAUGAGAACCCUGAUGGACUUACAUACUCUGAAAGAGCAGUUCUCUCUGUAAAAGGUCUGACCCAGAAGCCCUCAGUGAUGAUUCCUCCUCUGACAGAGGGGCAGCCGACCACACUGACCUGCACUGCUCCUGGUCUCUGUUCUGGAUCUGAUCCUAAAUUCACCUGGACAUGGAGAGGAGCAGGAGAGAAGGACUCUCAGAUCACAGGAAACAUCACUGCUUUAAAGACUGAGAAUCUGACUGCUGUCACACAGAGUCACAGCUCCACUUUGACCUUUAACCCUUCAGCUGAACACCACAGCAGCAAUGUUACCUGUGAGGUCAGCUUCAGAAACAACAUCACUGCAGAGAAGACUGUGACUCUUAAUGUGACCUUCUAUCCAAAGAUCCUAAAUAGCUCAAAGUGUGAGGUUCAGUCGGGGGUCCUGACCUGCGUAUGCAUCAGUAAGGGGAUUCCUUUACCCUACAUCAUAUGGCCGCUGUUGAAUAACCACUCUGAGUACUCCGUCAUCACCACUGUGUCACACCAAACUAUCCACAGCACCCUAACUGUAAAGGACCACAACAACACUGUUGUUGAGUGUGUCGGACGCAGCAAAGUUGGGGAAGUUCAACACACCAUCCCUGUUAUAACUUCACAGAAGCGAGAAGCAAAUCAACAUGAACCAAGUGCACAGCUUCCCUGGGUUGUCGUUGCUGCUGUAUCUCUUUUUGUAAAUGUCAUCAGCAUAAUCCUCAUUAUGUUCCUUUGGCACACAAGAAAAAAGGUGAAACCAAACCAAGAAGACAGAACUUACAUGUCAAUCAAGAAAACAGACGUGUCAUCUGAUUAUGAAGUUAUUGCCCAGCCUCUGAACUAACCAGCUUUACCUGAGUGUAGUAGAGGAUGUGUGUCGUGAAAAGUGCAAGAUUUUACGAGUUUGAAAUGUCUACAUUCUGUCAUUUAACUGCCACUAAUAUUUUGUGUUUUUACAGUAUUCUUGUUUUUCAUAUUACAUCUUAAUUACCUUUAAUUGCCCAGCAGAAGAUCAGGGAGAGUGCAGUACAAUCACAGUCGUUUGUCGCUUGUGCUUUUUCAGAUAUAUUUAUGAAGAUUUGAAAAAAAAUGUAAGUGAAAUACAUUGAUUAUUGUGUAUAUUAUUAUUUGUAUUAAAAUGUUCAUUAUAAAAGGAUC